Molecule: messenger RNA, 2563 nt
Organism: Physcomitrium patens
Lineage: Eukaryota; Viridiplantae; Streptophyta; Bryopsida; Funariales; Funariaceae
Biological process (GO): regulation of DNA-templated transcription
Molecular function (GO): DNA-binding transcription factor activity; sequence-specific DNA binding
Source: RefSeq, a predicted model, not a curated record
AAUCUUGUGCAUGUGUUUGUGUGUUUGUUUAUGUGCCAGCCGAGCAUUCUUCUUAAAGAAAGGCAUGUGGACUGCGAGGAGUAGACUUAGUAUUAUUUUAUUGCUGGUUGUGAGUUUUCCGGGAUAUUGUUUAAUGAUGCUGUCUUCACCGUCGUUGACUGCUGUAGUGUGCCUUGCACACGAGUCGCUGCAAUCGGCGUCCAUUCGCAUGGUGACUUUGGAUGUUCUAGAGUCUCCGGAGAAGGUCAAAACAUGGCACCGGCUUCGGAGUUGGUAUAGCACUGAGAACUCCACGCAGUCGGAUUGACUCACAGACCUACACAACCAAUUCGGCAAAGUCGCUGGCAAUUCCGGGAGGGUGAAUAUCGCUCUCUCCCACUCUCUAUCGAUCCCUCACUUUCUCCCCGUGUUCGACUUGGUAAAGCAGGAACCUGAGGGUGCUCAACACUGAAGAUUGCGACGAGGCUGUAGAGUACUGGUACCGUCGACGGUAAACUUCGGUUCAGGGAUCCUGGUGCUACCUUGGUUGUUCCCACAUGUAGUUGGUUGAGUUGGUCUCUGCAAUGGAUCCAGAAGGACGUGGAUCUGCCGGCAGUGGCAGUGGCCAACCUGAGAAAGAUGUCCCUGGUGUGGGGAGUGGUACCGAGGACGAAGGUUUCUCGGGGGGUGGAUUUGUGUCCUCUCCUCAGCGGGGAUCGACUUCGUCGUUUGCGGAUGCAGCUCCUAGCUUUGCAGACAUGGAUUCGACAUGGCAGAUGUUAGGCAGCGCAGAGUUUGAUCAGCCAGAGGCACAUGCUCCGUGGUGGGACAAUCGUCAGCAAAGGUAUCAGCAAAGAAAUGACUUGAGCAAUAUUGAGCAAUUAGCAGGUUCAUCUAGUUUUCCUCGUGAUCUUGAAGAACUUCCUAACGCGUGUCAGCUUAGAGGUCAUGUAGCUCCAGGUUUAGAUGCUUUCGAAGGAUCAAGCCACUUCACACAGUACCAAGGGCUAGUACGACAGGAGUCAUUGAACUUAAUUACUGCCCAAAUUGCGCGUGACCAUGAGAUUGAGAGGUAUUCCCAGGAAGAGCUCAGAGGAUUUCGAGACGAAAUGGAGCGCUUCCUUUUUGACCAAUCAGAUUCCUUAACGCUGCCUAAUCUUGAACCACAGUACUUCGGCACCAGCGGCACCAGCGGCACCAACCCUGACCCAUUGGGCUAUGCCGACACACCGGUGCCGGAAGUGUCGUCUCUCAGCAUUGGACCUGACACCGAAGUUGAUUUAAGUGAUGCGUCCACCAGGGACUCGCAGGGUGCUUCUGAAGUGUCGUCUCCCGGUUCAAAGAGGAAAUUGGAGGGAGUUUCGGCCGACCAUGCUGGGGAUCCUAAUUAUGAUGGCAAUUCCCCAAGAAUUCGACAGCGCGUGCAAUCCAGCAACGACACUCUGCAGGAGUACAAGGGCAAGGGUUUGAAGGUUAUAAACAGUCCUGCAGGUCGAUCGCCGCAGUCACGAAUAGCUAUUCAAACUAGGACAGAAGUUGACGUGAUAGACGAUGGCUACAAAUGGCGAAAGUAUGGCCAGAAGCCGGUGAAGAACAGCGUUCAUCCCAGAAAUUACUACAAGUGCACCACUGCCAACUGCCCAGUUCGGAAGCGAGUGGAGCGCUGUACCGACGACCCCAGCCAUGUACUCACCACCUACGACGGCACGCAUACGCACCCGGAGACUUCGCCGCAAACUACCGAUGGUUCCAAUCCUCCUCGGAAUGUCGGGUGUAAUUUGGAGAGGAUGGUCGAUGAGGAUGUAUCGACAUCAUCAGCUCCUGUAACCCCGCUGGGACCACCCAGAGUGCCUAGCAAUUACUGGCCGGUCCAGCCUAACGGUCUUGCUAAUCUACUACUGGCCGGCUCGCAACUUCCAGAUCAGAGGCGAUGGAGUCAUCCAGCGGCACAGCAAAUUUUCAGGUUACAGUUCCAAACGCAAUACCCCCUCCUCUUCAACAUGCUCAAUCUUAUGCGCACAUUCCCUCGAGCUCGUCCACCCCUCGUGGACCCUAGAAUGAGCCCUAGGUUGGAUUCCAGAGCAUUACAUGCAGCUCAGAGCUACGCCAUGAGGACGGCAAGCGGCCACAUCAAUCAAGACGUAGUUGGUCCUGCUUCUGCCAAGGCAUUGGAUCCUCAAAACAGCAGCUCCGGGCUUGGACCUUCGAGCUCUGUCCCCGUGAGCUUCUCGAGAGCUCAGCAACGUCUCUUGUGGAUGCGGCAACUGAUGGGCGAAUCGAUAUUGGGCGAGCAACGUACUGGUCAACACCCUGCCUCUGAUUCCACCACAGACAACUAAGAUCCGAUGAGUAACUUGAGGGAUCCUGCAUGAGUAUGCAACGCAUCGUGUCUAAAUUUUUUACUGAACAAAUGCCCGGUACAUGUGGAUUCAUGGUUGAGCGACCAAAAAAAAGUUGUAAUAAUAAAAAAAUAUGCACCGAUCGUGCGAACCAGUUGUAGCUAAAGUGCUGACAGCUUUGCCUCAACAAAUCCGAUCUCCAUAAUGUCAAGCUAUCUAGCUUCAUUGAAAGUCCUGUUCGUCAA